AUGACGGGGGUAAUAGCGAAGUUUGAUAGCGACAACUUUGCUCUCAAUCAAUGGUUGAAUUCAAUAAACUGUGAGCAGUACGCUUCGUUGUUCACUGAGAACGGGAUAGUCGAUUAUGAUCUAAUCACCCAGUUAGAUUACGGGUCAUUAAAGGAGCUAGGAGUACUUAAAAUUGGCGAUUUGGUUAGGCUUGAAAGAUCAUUGAACUCAAUGAAGGUCAGCGAGUUGUUACAGAGAAAUUCUUCGAAGACAUCAAAAGGUCUUGCAACCCAGUUUAUAGAUGAUAUCGUUAAAUAUCAGAUCAAAAGCUUCUCCGAGAUCGGUGUUAAUAAUGAUAAUAAUGGGAAUAGCUCAAAUAAUCACAACGUUGAAAACGAUGGCUAUUUUAGUGAAAGCGAUAAUGAUGGUAGUAUUUAUGAUGAGCCUGCUACCAACAAGCGUUUGUUGAAGGAAGAUGAUAGUGACUUAAAAAAAUCGCUUAACCAUAGUAACAACUCGACUUCGACAAUCAAUUCAACGGAAUCCAAUGAGAGCAGCAUCAGCUCACAUACCAGUAUUCAUAGCAAAGAUAAUACCCCUAAUGCCGCCAUCGCAGCUUUGGCCCACGUAACGGAAAUGGAUAAACAUAUUGCAGUAUUUAUCUUGCAAAAUGGUAAUAUUAAGAAGAUAAACACUUCUGGAUGUUAUAAUGCCGAAGCAAUAAAGCGGAAAUUGCUUAAAAAGUUGAGCUGGAAGCCUAAUCUGUAUGAGAACUACAACACAUAUUUCAUUGACUCAAAUAAUAGUAUCCAUUUGAUGUUCGAUGUGGAAUUGGUGUCGUUGGUGAGGUCAUCUGAUAGGGUGGAAAGAAACAGAAUUAUAUUUUGCAAAAGUAAUGAAGAUCCAAGCAAAGAGGCGCUUGCCACGUCUAGGAAAAUUUCGUUCAAAUAUGAAGCAAACGGACCGAACAAAAGAAAGGGUAAAAGCCAGAGCAGUGAUGACGAAGCUAUGGAUAGUGUCAAUGAUCUACUUUCCAGUAAUAAAACAAAAUAUAUCAAUGUUAACACCACAAGCAGUGCAAACUUGAGAAGGGACUCGAGGAAAAAGGUUAGUUCCAAUAAAAGCCCAUCAUAUGCUCGAGCGAGAAAUAAGGAUAUGGAGCCAUUAUAUGAGCAGCGGCCUCCUAGUGAAUUAAUUUCUUCUAAUUUGGCCGAAUAUUUCCCAGAAACUCCUUCUAAAGAUCUUCAUCAAACAAUUAAAAACUCUGUUAGAUACUCUGUGCGAAUGUCCAGAGCUUUUUCUAGACUAUCGAUGAUGUCAACCAAUUCUAGUGUUACAAGAAAUAGCAUCAUGACUCUUCAAAAUAGUCCUAGAACGAUCGGUGAUGUGUGGAUGAGCAAUGCAAGUGAGUUGGAUGAGGCGGUACUAGGAGAUGAUACACAGUUCAUGGAUAUUAUGGGUGCUUACAAAAGACCAAAGUCAAGAUUUGUCCCCAGUGGUGCCCCACCGUUGCCCGAGAUAGAUAUACAUGGGGAUAAAGAAGGCGGGAAACCCAAGGAAACGUCCAAGGCUGAAAAACAAAAGAGACCAACCACGCCGAAGAGUAGAAUUGCCAAAAAUAGAUUAUCAGUGGCUAUCAACUCGGGAAAUGAGACGGAUUCGCGAAUUGAAUUAUUGGAUCUUAGUAAUACUGACAGUGAGAGUGAAUCAGGAUACGAAUUUGAUGACCAAGAUCCGGAAACCGUAAUGAAAGAUUUAGAGCUGCAAUCUAGUAUUGAUACCAAUACUGGACCUCAGCACUGGUUAAAAGGUAAGAGAAUUGGAUCAGGUAGUUUUGGUGUGGUGUACCUUGGGUUGAAUUCUUUUACGGGUGAGUUGAUGGCGGUCAAACAGGUGGAAAUUCCAAAAGUUGACCAGUUGGCGGUUAGUACUGCAGGUAGUGAUGGUGCUACGAUAUCUUCCAAUGAUGACGCCACGACUCUUAAAGGAAUCAACACAUUGGGAAGCAAUGAAACCGUCACUAAACAGAGGAAAGCUGGUAAAGGUGUGGUGGGUGAAAGACAAGACAAUGGUGAUGACAAAUCGAAGGAUCAUAAGCAAAGUAUGAUUGAUGCAUUACAGCGAGAAAUGGCUCUUUUAAAAGAACUUAAACAUGAAAAAAUUGUUAGAUAUUUAGGAUCGUCUUCCGACGACACUUAUUUGAACAUUUUUUUGGAAUAUGUUCCGGGUGGGUCCAUUACGUCUAUGAUAAAUAAUUAUGGGCCAUUCAAGGAACCGUUGAUUAGAAAUUUCACUAGACAGAUUCUUAUUGGUUUGAAAUACUUGCAUUCGAAAAAUAUUAUCCAUAGAGACAUUAAGGGGGGUAAUAUUUUGAUCGACAAUAAUGGUGGAGCCAAGAUUUCUGAUUUCGGGAUUUCCAAAAAAAUUGAAACGUCGAUGCAGCCCAAGAGAGCGUCUUUACAAGGUUCAGUUUAUUGGAUGGCCCCGGAGGUGGUUAGACAAGUCACCAAUAGUGAGAAAUCAGAUAUAUGGUCUGUGGGGUGUUUGAUCAUUGAAAUGUUUACAGGUAAGCAUCCAUUUCCAGAAUUUAGUCAAAUGCAAGCGAUCUUCAGAAUUGGUACCCAUUCAAGCCCGGAAAUUCCUGAUAAAUGUACUGAAGAAUGCAAAGAUUUCUUGAAGAAGACGUUUAUUAUUGAGUACGAAAAGAGACCAAGUGCCAAAGAAUUAUUGAGCCACGCGUUCUUGAAUAGCCUUAUUAUGGCUGAGCGAUGA
Saccharomycopsis crataegensis is the source of this 2751-nucleotide messenger RNA. RefSeq names its product mitogen-activated protein kinase kinase kinase. Lineage: Eukaryota; Fungi; Ascomycota; Saccharomycetes; Ascoideales; Saccharomycopsidaceae. Gene Ontology annotation, biological process: protein phosphorylation. Gene Ontology annotation, molecular function: ATP binding; protein kinase activity; protein binding. The coding region runs from base 1 to 2751 and encodes 916 amino acids. The transcript has a single exon. The record is from RefSeq and is a predicted model, not a curated record.